CUGUCGGGACUCAUAGGCGUCGUCUCCUGGAAGAGGCCUCUCUCCCUCGUGAUAACCUUUUUCAUGCUGCUUUCUGCAGUGUGUGUAAUGCUGAAUUUGGCUGGUUCGAUUCUCUCUUGUCAGAAUGCUCAGCUAGUCAACUCUCUAGAAGGCUGCCAGUUGAUUAAGUUUGACAGUGUGGAGGUGUGUGUCUGCUGCGAGCUGCGGCACCAGUCAUCCGGCUGCAGCAACCUCGGGGAGACGCUGAAGCUGAACCCGCUGCAGGAGAACUGCAACGCCGUGAGGCUGACCUUGAAGGAUCUCCUCUUCAGCGUGUGCGCCCUCAACGUCCUGUCCACGAUCGUGUGUGCGCUGGCCACAGCCAUGUGCUGCAUGCAGAUGGUCUCCUCCGACGUCCUGCAGAUGUUUCUUCCUCAGAGGUCGCAUCCCGCCAACCCGGCCUGCGUGACUCCCCACGGCACCGUUCUCCACCAGACCCUGGAUUUCGAUGAGUUCAUCCCCCCGCUCCCGCCUCCACCCUACUAUCCCCCAGAGUACACCUGCACACCCUCCGCCGACGCCCAGAGGGGCCUCCACCUGGACUUUGCUCCGUCUCCAUUCAGCACUUUGUAUGACGUGGCCAUCAACAGCCCCGGCCUGCUCUAUCCUGCUGAGCUCCCGCCUCCGUACGAGGCGGUGGUGGGCCAGCCCCCUGCCAGCCAGGUUACAAGCAGAGAUCAGCAGGUAGCUGAGUCUAGCUCCGGGGACCCAAACACCAGUGCUGGCUUCAGCACUCCAGUACCAGCUGACAGCACAAGCCUCCUGGUGUCCGAGGGCAUCGCCACGCCAGGUUCUAGCCCCUCCCCUGAUGGCCCUGUAGGAAUCCCAGCGCCCCCUGAACCUGCCCUUCACCCUGACUGUGUGUCUCUGGAGGAUCCGGGCAUGGGCUCACAGGUGCAGCCAGGUCCUGGGCAUGUGUCCCGAUCUACCAGCGACCCCACCUCGUGCACGUCUGGCACAGCAGUUUCCAUGUCUCGCUCUGCUACGGCUGCCUGUCGGACCCAGCUUUCACCAGCGGGAGACGCAGAUACCUCGAAAGUUGACCAACGGCCAGCACCAGAGGCCUUCCCAGUGGCCUCCAAAGAGCGGCCACGCUCUUUAGUGGACAGCAAGGCCUAUACGGACGCCAGGGUUUUGGUGACUAAGUUUCUGGAACACUCGCACCGUGCCCUUCCCACUGAGGCACAGCACGUGGGGGGUGCCGCGCACGUGGCCGUCACCUCCGAGGAGCCCCCCGAGGAGGCGGCUGUCUUCAGUGCCAGCGUUCUGGACCAGGUAUGAAGGAGCCACAAGUCUGGCCGUGGACAGCAACGGGCCUGGCACCACAGAUGUUCUUGCCAGAAGCCGCCUUGCGUGACAGAGGCUUCAGGCCCAGCUUGGCUGAGGACAAAUCGGGGGGCGGGGGGACACCCAGGAUCAUCUGGGGGCAGCGAGGGCAGGAAACCAAGCAGUCGUCUCCUUGGGGAUUGCGCUUCCUACCUAGCCUGGUAAUUCAGAAAGAUGACUCGUGUCCGCAGUGAACUCUCUCUGGCGUGGAGGAGCUUGAACUGAGCAUUGUUGCACAAAUGUGAAUACAGCAACAGGGGACACUCAUGUCACCUAAAGACUAAGUAUCUCCAAAAUCAGGGCCAUCCAAAGCAGGAGUCUCCCACCCCCAAUUUAACUUAGUGUUCAGUGGACAGAGAGUGGCAUCGAGUCACGAGACAUUUUCUCAUGUGGUUCGAUGGCUCUAGAAUCAAACGUUCAUCGUGCUCUGGCCUGUUUCCUAUGAAAGGAAAUAGGGAGUUUUAGCACAGAUGGCAGCCUGGGCCCAGCUUUCUGCCCCCAGGGCUGCGGUACAAACAAAUGCCCAGUGAGGGCCUCUGUCACAGCCCGGCCACCCCAGGGGACAGGCCAGCAUUGCAGGGGUUGGAGGUAGCCACCAUCUCCCGGUCUCCUGGACAUCGAGCUCAGCCUCCCUCUGUGGGCCUCCCUCUGUGGGGUGCCUCCCCCACCUCCUCCUGGGCCCCUUUUCUCCAGGCUCCUGCCCUGUCCCUGGAGCAGACCCUUGUUUGAUCCGUAACAGUAAGUGCUGAUUCCCAGCCCCCUUGGGGGUCUCCCUUGUAUCUGAGCUCAGCUGAUUGAGCUCGGUGGGUCCAGGUCUGGGGGAGAGAGGCCAGUUUCUCUGGGAAGUAGUCCCUCUUGAUAAAGCAGGUCCCCGUGACCCAGAGCCACCCCCCCCUCCUCCGGGCAGCAGAGAUUGUAAGCCACUGACACACACACACUAAAAGGAAAGCAGACCCCCACCGUGCUGCUUAUGCAGAAGCAGGCACGCCCAGUUUGAGGGUGGCUUGAGCACCUUUGACUUUCUCGGCCCCCAGCCCCAUUUUCUGGUGGUGUCAGUGGCAGCUGUUCCCAACAGUGGCCCUGGAACAGCGCCGUCCACGAGAACUUUCUGCAGUGAUGGAAAUGCCCGUUCAGGACCACUAGCAACAGCCUCUGAGCUGCGAUGGGUGGGCUUUCCGGCGAACAAAGAAGCCUUGAGCCCGAGGUCUCCCCAGAGAGCCCGUGGGCCUGGCAUGGGGAGGCAGGGGGCACCAGAGGGUGCCCACAACUGCUGGGGGCCAGGGCUCAUGCUGCGUUUUCCCACUGAGGUCAGUGGCGCUGGGGAGCGUCUGUGUCGCUGGAGGCUAGGCAGGCGGUGAGGCUCCGGCCCGGCUGGGGCUGAGAUGUAGGACUCCGCCAGCUCUGGUCGCUUGAGAAGGCUUCAGUUGCUCUAGAGCAGGUGUCCCCAAACUUUCUACACAGGGGGCCAGUUCACUG
Saimiri boliviensis boliviensis (Bolivian squirrel monkey) is the source of this 2841-nucleotide messenger RNA. The record is from RefSeq and is a predicted model, not a curated record. Lineage: Eukaryota; Metazoa; Chordata; Mammalia; Primates; Cebidae.